This is a messenger RNA of Cherax quadricarinatus, 3138 nucleotides long. The record is from RefSeq and is a predicted model, not a curated record. NCBI's taxonomy places the organism in Eukaryota, Metazoa, Arthropoda, Malacostraca, Decapoda, Parastacidae.
AUGGAGAGUUCUUUAUACAUAAGUGAAGGAACGCUGGUUUCAGAAUUUUCAUCAGAAAGUGGUACACAUUUGCCUACUCUCAGUGUCAGAUGUGGUCAUGAGAAUUCACCAGAGGCAGAAGAAUCUGUUGUAGAAAGCAAAGUAUCUGCACAUGAAAGUAAGAGCACUGAUAGUCCUGCAAGUUUUUUGAAAACAGUUAGAGAACCAUCUGUUGAAUCCAGUGAAAAAAGUGGAAAAGAAUUUAACACUACUAGUCGCAGUGGUAAUGAAGAGGAUUCUGUAGAAACACCAGACAAUGAAAAGGAUCUGGUAUUGAAUGGAAAAGAUUGUGAAAAGGCUAUUAGCUCUGAUAACAAACAUUUGGUGGUUGAGGGAAGAGGUGUCAAGAGAGUGUAUACUCCUGAUAAUGAAGACCAGCCAGUAUUAGAUAGAGAUUAUGAAGGUGUCGUUAUCUUCGACAAUGGAAAAAAACUUUUGCUGGAUGAGACAGAGAAUGAACAAGCAUCUAUCCUUGAUGAUGGAAAACAGCAAAUCCUGGAUGGGAGAGAUGAGGAAGCAGCUUCUACGCCUGAACUUGCUUUUGAAAAUAUGCCUACAACAGAUACUGAACAAGAUACUAAAAAUAUAAGUACCAAUAACAGUUAUACCAUUUUUUCUGAAAGUGCCAGAGAGAGCAUCAAAAUGCCAAAACCACAGCUUGAUGAGGCGCCAUUAUUGGAAAGCAAACAUGAGCAAAGGACUGCAGAUCUUAGAGCUGCCGAAGAAGUUUCACCUUGUACAUAUGAAGAAAAAGAUAGUCAGAUAGAUAAUCUUGAAAAUUCCGAAUGUCAAAAAAUAAAAAAGAAAUAUAAAAAAAGGAACCCAUCUAUAAACAGAGCAACCCAGACUGCUAUCCAGUUACUGGAUUCGAGUGAAUUUAGUAAUUACUCCCCAGAUCUAGUCACAAUGCAAGUCGAGGUUGGUUUUAUGUCUGUGGAUGCACUUCAGGAUCUUGACCCUUCCCUUGAUGAUUGGCCAGUCUUGCUUGUAUCCCAGCUGAGGUUGCGAGACAGCAUUAUCAAUACCCUCAAUGCAAAGCUGUUAGACCUCCUCUCAAAGGGCCGUAGGAUAGAGCAAGAUGCUGACUAUCUUAGGCUAAAGAUUGUAGACCUCAAGCAGCAAGUGAGGAAGAGUAGGCAAAACAAGAGAGACCAAAAUUGUCAAACCACAGAUGAAGACUUUGCUAAUGCUUGGAAUAAGUGGUAUUGUGGAUCUUGGCAUCAGUAUUAUGGUGAGAGUGAUCCCUCCAGCACUCAUUACUGGCCCGGACAUUAUGCUCAACUGACAACAGUCUCUUCUAUACCACAAGUCAAUCCUACAGGGAAUGAGGAGGAUUCUAUCUCUGGCAAAAAUUGUACGAGUACUUUGAAAAGUAAUGAACAGAGCAGCCUGAGCCACCAGGAAGAUAAAAGAGCGGAUCAUGAUGCUCAGACAUCACUGGACAGUCAGGGGAGUCAGCAUGACACUACGAGAUCUGAUAUUCAAGCACAAAGCUUAGGUGAGACGGCUGAAGCUAAUGAAGAAUGUGAUCAAAAGUGGACCAAGGAGACAAGAUCAAAGGAAGAUGAAUUAAGUAAGUCUCAAGAAGAAUCACAAUGGCAUGUUCAACAACCAGUGAAGAAAGUGAACGAUAUUGAGUGUGCAACAACCUCCUCUGCUCUUAGUUUCUCAGACAAAGUAACAGAAAAUUCAGAAAAAAUGGUAAGUACCACAUGUAAAAAUUACGAACAAAAUAUGUUAAGCAACGGAAAAAAGAGCAAACUUGAUCACCACCCCCCUGAAAUGACAGAGGAAAGUGAAAAUAAGAAAAUUAAAACUUCGAGUGAAGGUUAUGGGUGGGAUCCAUCGGGAAAACUGAGCGUCACGGAUCAGGUGAAGGCCGUAGCUACAGAGGCUGUAUAUGGCAGUGGUUAUGUGUUUCAAGAGGACCUGGGACUUUAUUUUGAUUACACUUCAGGAUACUACUAUAAUGCUGAGAAUGGUCUGUACUAUGAUGGAAAGACAGGCACAUACUUCUACUAUGACCAUACCAAACAGGCCUAUGAGUUUUACUCUCAGGUUGCAACGAAGAACCAAGGCAAAAGAAAGCUAAAGAAAGAUGAGGGUGAUGAGGAGACUCAGCAGGAAAAAAAGAAAAAGCUAACUAACUUGAAGGCCAUUAAUGUGGCAGAAAAAGAGGAAGGAGAAUGUUCAGACACAGACGAAGAAGACAAUAAGGAUGAAGUAGCAGUAGGCAGUGAGGAAGAAAUAGAAGUAAUUAAAGAAAUCGGUGAAGACACUGGGAUGUCUGAAGACUCGAAUGAAAAUGAAGAGGAAGAAGUUCAUAUACCGCCAUCAUUACGGUUAAUGGUGACAGAGAGCGAUAGUGGGAGAAUCAAGGUGGGAACACUGCACCUAAUCACACUGAAUGGUGGAACAGUAGGCCGAGAGUCUCGGAAUUUGGUUCAGCUUCCAGACCUCACCAUCAGUAAGGUUCAUGCAGAAAUCAGCUACAAAUCAGAUGGCCCUGACGAUCAUCAUUAUUUUAUAAAAGAUCUAGGAAGUAAUAAUGGUACUUUUGUCAAUGGAGUACGUCUUAGUGAGGCGAGGGAGACCAGCCAAGAGGUGGAAAUUGGCCAUGGUUGGCAGUUGCAGUUUGGUGCUGUGAAACUCAAGUGUCACGUACACCCAAAAAGACUAACUUGUAAUGAGUGUGAACCAGGCCUAGUUCUCUCGAACAUUUCAUCACAGAUGAAGUCAGUGGUAGGAGGAUCUGUAACUUCCUUCAAGGAUGCCAAAUCACGGGAAAAGGCCAGGAAGAAACAGUUGAAAGCUCUGCGGAAAAAGUACGCUGUUACUGCUCAAGGUGAAUUGCCUUCCACCGACGGCCAGUACACUGAUCGUUCCUUGAAGCGCUUGAAAGAAGUUGGCUCUGAUAAUCCUUACGAAAAGACAGAAGUAGCAUCAACUGACACAGCAUUGAGAGACAACAACAAAGGCUACACAAUACUGCAGAAAAUGGGAUGGUCUGAAGGCCAAGCUCUUGGAAAAUCCAAGGGUGGUAUUACAGAACCAGUAAGUAAUAAUUUAUUAUUUUCUAGUGUAUGUGGAUGUGGUUAG